Molecule: messenger RNA, 459 nt
Organism: Cucumis sativus (cucumber)
Lineage: Eukaryota; Viridiplantae; Streptophyta; Magnoliopsida; Cucurbitales; Cucurbitaceae
Product: basic leucine zipper 4
Exons: 1
Coding region: 1-459 (152 amino acids)
Biological process (GO): positive regulation of DNA-templated transcription
Cellular component (GO): nucleus
Molecular function (GO): transcription cis-regulatory region binding; DNA-binding transcription factor activity
Source: RefSeq, a predicted model, not a curated record
AUGUUCUAUCCAGAAGGAGAAAUCGUUGAGUUUCAUAGGCCGGAACCUGGGUUCACGUCGGCCGAAAUCCAAGAGCUUUGGUCUCUACUCGAAGAUCCAGCCAGGUCCAACUCUGGUUCACAAGACUCGUUUCAAGCCAUAUCUUUGAUCGACGAAGAGAGAAGAAGAAAGCGAAUGAUAUCAAACCGAGAGUCAGCUAGACGGUCGAGGUUGAGGAAGAAGAGACAUUUGGAGAAUCUAGCAAUCCAAACGGACAGGUUGAAGAUGAAGAAUCAGGAGCUGAAAAGGCAGCUGAAUUUAGUGGUGAACCGUUGUUAUAUGGUAAGAAGACAAAAUGAAGGACUGUGGUCGGAAUUUGUAGCACUUCAUGCACGGCUAUCGGACCUUUACCGGAUUUCUGUUCCCAUGCAGGAGAAGGAGAAUUCAUGCAUGCAAAUAUCAUUCAAUCAUUUCUCUUAA